AUGAUCUUCAUCUGGUUCUUUGUCGUCUUUCUUCCAUUCACCAAUGGACCAUGGAGCGCGUCAGUGGGUGGUGGGAUUGGCAUAGUCGAAGAUGACAUUCGGCUAUGCCAACAGCACUGGUGGCGAAACAUGCUGUACAUCAACAACUUCUUUAAUAUUUCUGAGGAUUGUUACGGGAUCACCUGGUACUUGGCUGUCGACACGCAACUAUACAUGGUAGCGCCAAUUUUUCUAGUUGCACUAUACAUUUCUCCGUUAAUCGGUAAGCUUCUCUAG
Angiostrongylus costaricensis is the source of this 276-nucleotide messenger RNA. The record is from the annotation of a GenBank genome assembly. NCBI's taxonomy places the organism in Eukaryota, Metazoa, Nematoda, Chromadorea, Rhabditida, Metastrongylidae.